Messenger RNA from Acaromyces ingoldii, 1284 nucleotides. RefSeq names its product MFS general substrate transporter. The record is from RefSeq and is a predicted model, not a curated record. NCBI's taxonomy places the organism in Eukaryota, Fungi, Basidiomycota, Exobasidiomycetes, Exobasidiales, Cryptobasidiaceae. The transcript is spliced from 3 exons. Gene Ontology annotation, molecular function: transmembrane transporter activity. Gene Ontology annotation, cellular component: membrane. Gene Ontology annotation, biological process: transmembrane transport. The annotation marks the transcript as partial.
CGAGCGACACGGCGUAUCGACCGGGUCCUGAUGCCCAUCCUCGCUCUCACCGUGAUGCUGCAGUUCCAGGACAAGUUCUCCCUUGGCUACACCCUAGUCAUGGGCAUGACCAAGGACAUUGGCAUGUCUCGCGCCCAGUAUUCGUGGGCUGGCUCCAUCUUCUACUUUGGCUACCUUUCUUGCCAGCCCGUGGCCGCCCUGCUGCUGCAGCGAUUUUCCGUCAUUCGCUAUCUCUACAUCAACUGCUUCGUCUGGGGCGUCAUUAUGUGCUGUCAUGCGGCCGUACAGGGUCCUCAGUCCAUGCUGACACUCCGCUUCCUCCUCGGCUUCUUCGAGGGCGGUCUCAUCCCCUGCACGACACUGCUCACGGCCAACUUCUACGCAAAGCACCAGAUCGUGGCACGCUCCGCCAUCCUCCAGUGCAUGAACGGCGUCUCGAUCCUGUUUGGUGCUCCGAUGGCCUAUGGUCUGCUCAAGAACGGCGGCCUCGUCAUCGAGUCGUGGCGCGUCAUGUUUCUCAUCCUCGGGGCCGUCACCGUGGUCUUGAGCCUGCUCAUCGCACUCGUCCUCGCCCCGUCGCCGAAAGAGGCACGCUUCCUGCUUGCCGACGAGCGCACUGCCCUCGACGACAUGCUGAAGCAAACUAGCGUCGAUGCGACCCAAGGCAAGGGCGACGCGCGCCAGCAGGUAGUCGAGGCCCUGACCGAUGUCCGCCUCUACCUCAUGUGGCUCCUGCCGUUUGCCGUAUCCAUCACCAACGGCGGCAUCACCGUCUUCAACACGGCCUUGAUCCAGUCGUUUGGCUUUAGCUCGGCGCAGUCGAUCCUGCUGACGAUGCCCUCGGGUGCGAUCCAGGUCAUCAGCGUCUUCAUCUACGUCGGCCUCUUCCGUUUGACGGGCACACGAGCAGCGGGCGCCAUUACGUGCCUCGUGCUCAGUGUCAUUGGCGGCGGACUCGUCGUGGGUGGCGUGGGUAAUCAAGCGGCAAGCAUGACGGGCAUUCUCAUGGUUGUCUUUUACGUCCAGUCGCUGGCCUGCUGUGUUGCCUACAUUGCUACCAACGUCGGGGGCCACACGAAGCGCGUCGUUUUUGCCACCUCAUUCCAGGUCGCCUAUGCCGCUGGCAACAUCGUCGGCCCGCAGACGUACCGGCCCAAAGAUGCACCCAAGUAUGUCCCCGCCCAGAUUGCCAUCCUUGUCACCCUAUCGAGCGCGCUGGCCCUGUUGGUCGCCAUUACUUUUUUCCACUGGCUCUGGAAUCGGCAGCGGGAUUCGCGAGGGGAU